Molecule: messenger RNA, 1171 nt
Organism: Erinaceus europaeus (western European hedgehog)
Lineage: Eukaryota; Metazoa; Chordata; Mammalia; Eulipotyphla; Erinaceidae
Gene: IFI35
Product: interferon induced protein 35
Exons: 7
Coding region: 169-1026 (285 amino acids)
Cellular component (GO): nucleus
Source: RefSeq, a predicted model, not a curated record
CUGAAAUGAAAGUGGAAGCAAAGAAAACAGCCUUCCUGUGCUAGAGUGAGGGAGACAGAAGCCUCUUAGAAGGCACCAAAAUUAUUCUAGUCUCUGUGGACUGCCUCCUUAUUCCUCUGUUUCUUGCUCCUCUUAGGUAUUGGCUCUUGUCAUCCAGACUUCAGAUCCAUGUCAGCGCCACUGUCCCUCCAAGCUCUUCGGGCAGAGCAGGACAGCUUGAAGAAGAGGCUGCUGGAGUUGCAGCAGCUGAAGACACUCAGGCACAACCCCCAGAACGCACCCCAGAUCCCUUUCCCAGUGCCUAAAAUCCCCCUGGUAUUCCGUGGACACGCUCAGCAGACUAGGGAAGAGCCUAAGUCUUUGAUUUCCAGCCUGAGGAUCUGCUACCCUCUGACUGGAGGUUCAGCUCUGGUCACUUUCGAUGACCCUAAGGUGGCCCAGCAGGUGUUGCAACAAAAGGAGCAUAAGAUUGACAUGGAGGAGUGCCGACUUCAGGUGCAGGUCCAGCCUGUGGAGCUGCCCAUGGUGACCACCAUUCAGGUGUCCAGCCAGAUGAGUGGCCAGAGAGUACUGGUCAGUGGCUUUCCUGCUUGGCUCAAACUGAGUGAGGAGGAGCUGCUAGACAAGUUGGAGAUCUUCUUUGGCAAGACCAGGAAUGGGGGUGGUGAUGUGGAGACUCGGGAGCUGCUACAAGGGGGUGUCAUGCUGGGCUUCACUGAAGAUGAAGUGGCCCAGCGCCUAUGCAAGAUUGGCCAGUUCAUGGUGCCACUGGGUGGGCAGCAUGUCCCGCUGAGAGUCUCUCCCUACAUGAGUGGGGAGAUUCAGAAGGCUGAGAUCAAGACCCAGCCAGUGCCUCAGUCGGUGCUGGUAUGCAACAUUCCCGAUGUCCUGGAUGGCCCAGAGCUGCACGAUAUCCUGGAGAUCCACUUCCAGAAGCCCACUCGUGGGGGUGGAGAGGUGGAGGCCUUGACAGUUGUGCCCCCAGGACAUCGAGGCCUGGUGGUCUUCACCUCCAAAUCAGGCUAGGAGGCUGCCCUGUUUAUCAUUCCCCAGCCUCUGUUAAGGUCCUCCCCCAGGCUAGGGUUGAUGCCUAGGUAACAGAGGUCAUGCUGAGCACCAGUGGGUAAGGAUUAAUGAUGAAGCCCAUAGCAGUAAAAGUGGUUACAUGGUA